Molecule: messenger RNA, 629 nt
Organism: Aspergillus welwitschiae
Lineage: Eukaryota; Fungi; Ascomycota; Eurotiomycetes; Eurotiales; Aspergillaceae
Product: 60S ribosomal protein uL14
Exons: 3
Coding region: 196-576 (126 amino acids)
Biological process (GO): translation
Cellular component (GO): cytosolic large ribosomal subunit; ribosome
Molecular function (GO): large ribosomal subunit rRNA binding; structural constituent of ribosome
Source: RefSeq, a predicted model, not a curated record
CAACCCUCUAUCCGCAUAAACCAGCCAAUGGGGAAGCACUGCCAAGAUUUACCCACGACGCACACUAAGCGAGAAGCAAAUCGAAACCCGCGACCAAGUCUCUGAAUCCGACGACACCCCCCGUUUCGACCGUCCGUCCGUCCCCCUUCCCUUGUCGCCCAGUUUUUAUCCGACAACCCUAGAUACACAGCCAAGAUGUCUGCGAGAGGACGCGGUGGUGCCUCCGGCAACAAGCUCAAGAUGACCCUCGGUCUGCCUUGCGGCGCCGUGCUCAACUGCUGCGACAACUCCGGUGCCCGCAACCUGUACAUCAUCUCCGUCAAGGGUAUCGGUGCUCGCCUGAACCGUCUCCCCGCUGCCGGUGUCGGUGACAUGGUCAUGGCCACCGUCAAGAAGGGAAAGCCUGAGCUCCGUAAGAAGGUCAUGCCCGCUGUUGUUGUCCGUCAGAGCAAGCCCUGGAGACGCCCCGACGGUAUCUACCUCUACUUCGAGGACAACGCUGGUGUUGUACGUACCCUUGCCCCCGAACUCCAAUCCCACUCUUUAUAUCAAGUGGAUGAGGGCUAUAUGCGAUAAUAAUGAUGGAAAUACUAAUGAUCGGUUUAGAUCGUCAACGCCAAGGGUGAGAU